CUCUCUUCCCUCGCGCUUGGUUUGGCUGCCCCCUCCCCCCGCACGGGCGCCUCGCUGCGGCAUCUCCCUCCCAACGCCUCCCCAAUUCGCCGCCGAUUCGGCCUCCCCAAGCGCCCAAACCCUAGAUCUGGUGCGGAUCCCGCGCCUCGCCGCCAUGUUCUGGCGCAUGACCGGCCUCUCCGCGGCCUCGCCCGUUGAUACAAUUCUAGACAAGGAGAACUUCACAUUAGAAGAGCUGCUCGAUGAGGAUGAAAUUAUUCAGGAGUGCAAAGCGUUGAAUACUCGACUCAUAAAUUUCUUGCGAGAUAAGGCCCAAGUGGAGCAAUUACUUCGUUACAUUGUGGAAGAAGUUCCAGAGGAUUCAGAGAGGAAGCGGUCUUUCAAGUUUCCAUUUAUUGCUUGCGAGAUUUUUACUUGUGAAAUCGACAUUAUCUUGAGGACCUUGGUAGAGGAUGAUGAGUUAAUGGAUUUGCUGUUCUCAUUUGUAAAACCUGACCAUCCGCAUAGCACUUUAUUAGCUGGUUACUUCAGUAAGGUGGUAAUAUGUUUGAUGCUGCGGAAGACUGCUCCUGUUAUGAAUUAUGUUCAGGAGCAUCCAUAUAUUGUGGUCCAACUUGUCGACCUCAUUGGCAUCACAUCAAUAAUGGAGGUGUUGAUAAGAUUGAUUGGUGCUGAUGAAACCAUAUACUUGAAUUUUGCCGACACAUUGCAGUGGUUAGAGAAUACAGAUGUCCUGGAAAUGAUUGUGGAUAAAUUUAGCUCAUCUGACUCCCCUGAAGUACAUGCAAAUGCUGCAGAAAUCCUAUCUACAGUGACUCGAUGUGCCCCUCCUGCUCUUGCUGCAAAAAUAUGCAGCCCAAGUUUUGUUGGUAGGUUGUUGCGUCAUGCUCUUGAAGAAUCAAGACCAAAAUCUGUCCUGGUUCAUUCAUUGUCUGUGUGUAUAUCUCUUUUGGACCCCAAAAGACUAGCAUCGGCCUCAUACCAAGCAUUUAGAAGCAACUUAAGUCAUGGGACACUGGUCACUGCCAGUCCAGAGACAGUUGAUGGUAUGCUGGAGAGUCUAGGUGAUCUGCUGAAGUUAUUGGACAUUACUUCUUCAGAAAGUGUUUUGCCUACAACAUAUGGAUGUUUGCGCCCCCCUCUUGGGAAACACCGUUUGAAGAUUGUUGAGUUCAUCUCUGUUUUGCUGACAAUCGGUAGUGAAAUUGCUGAAAAGGAGCUAAUAAGACAAUCAGCAAUAAAGCACUCCAUCAAUUCAUUUUUUCAAUACCCUUAUAAUAACUUUUUGCAUCAUCAUGUUGAGAACAUUAUCAUUUCUUGCCUCGAAGUUCAAAGAAAUCACCUGAUUGACCAUGUCCUUAAUGAUUGUGACCUUGUUGGUAAAGUUCUUGCCGCAGAAAAAAAUUCUUCUCUGUCAGCAGACUUCAAUGGGCCGACAUUACCGUCAGAAGGGAAAGAACCCCCAAGAAUUGGGAACAUUGGGCAUAUAACUCGAAUAGCAAAUAAGCUCAUUCAAUUGGGAAGUAGUAACAGUGUAAUCCAGAGUCACUUGCAGGAGAAUAGCGAGUGGGCUGAAUGGCAAACAGAUGUCCUGGUCAAACACAAUGAGGUGGAGAACGUUUAUCAUUGGGCAUGUGGGCGCCCAACUUCUCUUCAUGAUCGUGGUAGGGAUAGUGAUGAUGACGACUUCCGAGACAGGGACUAUGAUGUGGCAGCUCUUGCUAAUAAUCUGAGCCAGGCAUUUCGGUACGGGAUAUACAGCAAUGAUGACAUUGAAGAGGCUCAAGGAUCACAUGAACGAGAUGAUGAGGAUGUCUACUUUGAUGAUGAAUCAGCUGAAGUGGUAAUAUCUUCCUUGCGUUUGGGUGAUGAUCAGGACGGCAGCUCCCUCUUUACGAAUUCAAACUGGUUUACAUUUGAUGGUGAUAGAAGAAUCAAUGACCGGCUAGCUGCCUCUAUUCCUUCAUCAUCUCCCAAUUCUGAAGAGACUCCCCUUAACAUGGAAGAAGGCGAUGAGGUGCUAACUGGUGAAGCCACUGGCACCGAGUCACAAAUGGAAAGUGUAUCUCUUGAAAAUGGCUCUGUUGAGGAGACCGAGGAAUUAGCAGAAGUUGCAAAAAACACAGAUGCCAGUACAUAUGAUGAUAAAAUGUUGUCCACAGAAGAGGAAAAUGCGUUCAAAGAAGCUGAAGCAUCUGACCGACCUGUGGAUGUUCAAGAUGUCCAGGCUGACACACAAGCGGGAGAUGUGGCUGAAGCAUCACGUGGAGAGAUGGGUACAGAGAGAACAGUCGAAGAACUUGCCAGCUCAUCUGAGCCUGACAAAGACUCGCCUGGAGGCUCGACAGACUCUGCAGGCUCUAAUGAACUUGCCCAUGAUUCAGGCUCAGGGUCACAGUUGGAGGGAGAUUCACCUGUGGAGGUUGAUAAUGAAAAGAAAUCUGUGUUUGCUACAGCAAAUGAGUGAAGUAUAUGGGCUGGAAUUGUACCACAGACCAGGGCAGUUUUUGCCGGCCAGAUUCUUUCGCAGGCGAGCAAUGCCAAUUUGUCUUGCAUCCCAUGCUCAGGAACCGCGGACGAUCAUUCAGAAGCAAAGGAUGCUGCACAAUUAGAAAGGUGCUGCUUUUGCUAUGUGCAGUUGAUUGGUACCGUAUGAACGAGCACAUAGGUACAGCUGUGCACGCCCUGUUUAUCACGGGACUCUCUCGACUCAACCACAGAAGCUUUUCCUCGAUUCACAUGGACUUUUUGCCCCGUAAUGGUGGGAAAAUUAAUUAUUUUACGAUGUCAUUUGGUGGCAGCACUGCCUUACUGGUUGAUGCAUGCAAUGAGCAGAUAAAUUCUUCAGGUGGUUCAUGAUGUUGGGUACGGUGGUUAUUUCUUUCGCUAGGGUACUCACUGUAACUUCGGCAGUGAGUUUUUCCCCCUGGUUUUCUUAUCCCUUUAGAGCAACUGUUUUUGUAAUUUUUACCUCAUCAAGUGAAAUAUCUGGCCUCGUUUUGUGCGAUCAAA
This is a messenger RNA of Phragmites australis (common reed), 3012 nucleotides long. RefSeq lists its product as uncharacterized. The coding region runs from base 155 to 2467 and encodes 770 amino acids. The record is from RefSeq and is a predicted model, not a curated record. Lineage: Eukaryota; Viridiplantae; Streptophyta; Magnoliopsida; Poales; Poaceae. The transcript has 19 exons. Gene Ontology annotation, molecular function: protein phosphatase binding; protein phosphatase regulator activity.